This is a messenger RNA of Cryptococcus wingfieldii CBS 7118, 561 nucleotides long. RefSeq lists its product as hypothetical. Lineage: Eukaryota; Fungi; Basidiomycota; Tremellomycetes; Tremellales; Cryptococcaceae. Bases 1 to 561 code for a protein of 186 amino acids. The record is from RefSeq and is a predicted model, not a curated record. The transcript has 3 exons.
AUGAGCAAGGCGCCUUCUGGUGGAAAUGAGGCUUACCGUCUAAAACUCUUGGUUGUUGAUCCUGCGAGGCUUCUUUGGUUUACCACACCUCCGAAACCUCUUCUUCGUCCGGUCUGCAUCACAGUCGCCGACGGGUCUACCCUUGUGGUCGCCGGGUCCGCCGACGUAUGUCUGCUGAACCAUGAGGGGGUGGUGGUCCAGGUCCGGGAUGUCUACUAUGUCCCUGACUUGCGCUUCAACCUACUGUCAUCUGCUCGUCUCAUGGCUAUUGGUGCCACUGUUUCCCUCCAUGACUAUGCCGGUGUUGCCUCUCUGGAUGGGGCCACCAUUUUCCGCCUCCAGUACCGCUUCACCGCCUGGAUCCUCGACGUCUCCAAGGUCCCUUCUCCCCAGGUUGAGUGUCCUCCCCGUGCCCUGCAGGUUGUCGUCGCCAAACUCUCGCCUCCUGCUGCUCGCUCUGGCAAGGCUGCUCCCCUAGAGAUUUGGCAUCGUCGUCUUUCUCACCUUGGGAUUGGUGAUCCCACAGACUUCAGACUGUGGCAUACUACGACCGUAUACUAG